GGUUUUCGAAGCGAUUAUCAUUUUUCUCAUUUUUCUAUUUUCUCGCCAAAUGAGUGUAGAUCAACUGUACCUUCAAUUCACCUUCGUAACCCAAUGUUUACGGGAAAUUCUGGAAACGUUAAUAGUGUGACUUUUAAUUUAUUCGAAGAAAGUGCGUCAAAAAGGAAAAAGGAUGAUGAUCAUGAAAAGAUUUAUAAAUUUGAAACUGAUUUAAGACAACAAAAAUACAAGGUUAUCGGCAACGUCGAAGGCGUAGAUUCUAUCCUUGCAUGCGCUUUGGAUUGGGAUUCAUUUGAACAGAUAUAUCUAUUUAAUUUGAUAGGAUCAGAAUACGGUAAUGAUUUUAACUAG
Messenger RNA from Dentiscutata erythropus, 351 nucleotides. The record is from the annotation of a GenBank genome assembly. NCBI's taxonomy places the organism in Eukaryota, Fungi, Glomeromycota, Glomeromycetes, Diversisporales, Gigasporaceae.